Jaculus jaculus (lesser Egyptian jerboa) is the source of this 3183-nucleotide messenger RNA. RefSeq names its product leucine rich repeat and sterile alpha motif containing 1 (gene Lrsam1). Lineage: Eukaryota; Metazoa; Chordata; Mammalia; Rodentia; Dipodidae. Bases 479 to 2662 code for a protein of 727 amino acids. The record is from RefSeq and is a predicted model, not a curated record. Gene Ontology annotation, molecular function: protein binding. The transcript is spliced from 26 exons.
GAGGCUGACCGCUGGAGAGGCGGGUACCCGGGUGAGCUAGAGAUUCUGAAGAGGGCUUAGGGCACUUAACCCUGGGACAGUUAGAGAAGAGGGACUGCUCCUGAGAUUCUUGGACCUGCUAUUCCUCAUGUCACAUCGUGAGGGACACUCUGGGGUUCCUGGACCCAACCCUUCCCCUAAGGGAUCUGCACAGCAUCCUGGAACCCCAACCUCGGCGACCCUAUAGUCCCCGCAACCCAUUUGUGGAUCCCAAGACUUCGUCAUCCUGGUCUGCAUGACUUUCUGAGAGUCAGAGUUUCGGUCCUCAGCUCCUUCGUUUGGAGGAAAGUGGACUCCAGCUUCGCAGGACCAGUGCGGAUGGUCUGCGAUCCCGCAUCCAUGACCAAGCACUCAGAGUGAUCUGCCUGUCUUGGGGUCCAGCCCAGGGUCGGAAGGUCCGGACCUCGCAGUGCAAGAAACCAGAGUCCUGAAGGGAAGCAUGCCACUCUUCUUCCGGAAGCGGAAACCCAGCGAGGAGGCACGGAAACGCCUGGAGUACCAAAUGUGUCUGGCAAAAGAAGCUGGGGCAGAUGACAUUCUUGACAUCUCUAAAUGUGAACUCUCAGAGAUCCCGUUUGGGGCUUUUGCGACAUGCAAAGUUCUGCAGAAGAAGGUGUUGAUUGUGCACACAAAUCACCUCGCUUCCCUGCUUCCCAAAUCCUGCAGUAUCCUGAGCCUCACCACCAUCAAGGUUCUGGAUCUCCAUGACAAUCAGCUGACCGCCCUUCCUGAUGACAUAGGGCAACUUACAGCCCUGCAGGUAUUGAAUGUGGAAAAGAAUCAACUGACCCAUCUCCCACGCUCCAUUGGGAACCUAGCCCAACUGCAGACCCUCAGUGUGAAAGACAACAAGUUGAAGGAGCUGCCAGACAUGUUGGGGGAGCUGCGAAGCCUGCGCACCCUGGACAUCAGUGAGAACGAGAUCCAGAGACUGCCACAGAUGCUGGCACAUGUUCGGACCCUGGAGACCCUGAGCCUCGACGCCUCAUCCAUGGUCUACCCGCCGCGGGAGGUGUGUAGCGCCGGCACUGCAGCUGUGCAGCAGUUCCUCUGCAAAGAGUCAGGACUGGAAUACUACCCGCCUUCUCAGUACCUGCUGCCAGUUCUCGAGCAGGAUGGAGCCGAGAACGUGCAGGACAGCCUCGACGGGCCCACAGACAGAUUCUCUAGGGAGGAGGCUGAGUGGCAGAACAGAUUCUCCGACUACGAGAAGCGCAAGGAGCAGAAGAUGCUAGAGAAGCUGGAGUUCGAACGGCGCCUGGACCUCGGGCAGCGAGAGCAUGCGGAGCUGCUGAGACAGAGCCACAGCCACAAGGACGAGAUCCUGCAGACCGUGAAGCAGGAGCAGUCUCGGCUGGAGCAGGGGCUGAGCGAGCACCAGCGCUGCCUCGACGCUGAGAGGCAACGGCUGCGGGAGCAGCUGAGGCAGACGGAGCGCAGCAUCACCAGCCGCAUCCAGAAACUCCUGCAGGACAACCAGAGGCAAAAGAAAAGUUCUGAGAUUUUGAAGUCACUGGAGAAUGAGAGAAUAAGAAUGGAACAGCUGAUGUCCAUAACCCAGGAGGAGACAGAAAACUUACGGCAACGUGAGAUCGCCUCCGCCAUGCAGCAGAUGCUGACCGAGAGCUGUAAGAGCCGGCUCAUCCAGGUGGCCUACGAGUCUCAGAGGCAGAGCUUGGUCCAACAGGCCUGUUCCAGCAUGGCUGAAAUGGACAAGCGCUUCCAGCAGAUUCUGUCAUGGCAGCAGAUGGAUCAGAACAAAGCUAUCAGCCAGAUCCUGCAAGAGAGCGCGAUGCAGAAGGCCGCAUUCGAGGCUCUCCAGGUGAAGAAAGACCUGAUGCAUCGGCAGAUCAGGAACCAGAUUAGGUUAAUAGAAACUGAGUUACUGCAGCUGACACAGCUGGAGUUAAAGAGGAAGUCCUUGGACACAGAGGCGCUGCAGGAGAUGGUCUCCGAGCAGCGCUGGGCGCUCACCACCCUGCUCCAGCAGCUGCUCAAAGAAAAGAAGCAACGGGAGGAAGAGCUCCGGGACAUCCUGACGGAGUUAGAAGCCAAAAGCGAAACCAAGCAGGAAAACUACUGGCUCAUCCAGUACCAGCGGCUUUUGAACCAGAAGCCUCUGUCCUUGAGGCUGCAGGAAGAAGGCAUGGAGCACCGGCUGGUAGGCCUCCUGGUGGAGCUGUCAGCCGAGCACUACCUGCCCAUCUUCGCCCACCACCGCAUCUCGCUGGACAUGCUGAGCCGCAUGAGCCCUGAGGACCUGGCCAAGGUGGGCGUCUCUGAAGCCGGCCUUCAGCAUGAGAUCCUACGGAGAGCUCGUGACCUGCUGGAUGUAGCCAGGGUCCAACCAGAGCUGAAACCACCCAAGGAGGAGGCUCUCGGGGCCCCGGUACUGCCCACGGCUCCCCAGGAGCCUCCCGAGGCAGUGAGGCCGUCGGCUCCCCCGGCAGAACUGGAGACACCAGCCUCGGAGUGUGUUGUGUGCCUGGAACGGGAGGCCCAGAUGGUCUUCCUCACCUGCGGCCACGUCUGCUGCUGCCAGCAAUGCUGCCAGCCACUGCGCACAUGCCCACUCUGCCGCCAGGAGAUCGCCCAGCGCCUUCGGAUCUACCACAGCAGCUGAAUGCAACUGCCUUCGGCACCACCUCCACCGCAAGCCCGAGGUUCCCACUCACCCCUGCUACACCGAGGCUAGGAUGAGGCCAUCCUGGGCCUUUUCCCACUACCUGCCACCCUCUGCCUUGAGCUUCAAGCAGGCAGGCAGGGCAUGCCCAGUCUGUGGCAUAGCUGGUUUGAGUUCUGGAUGGGAGAGGGAGCAACUCCUCCAGCGCUGAGUAAGGCCUUUGUGGUGUAGGCACAGGAGACCUCGCCAUCACUGGGGCCAAGGAAUCUGACCUAGCCAAGCCAUGGCUCCACCCCCAGCUGUUGGCUCCUCCUGGACGUGGCCUCAUCCAUGGAGUGCGCCCAGCCGUCCUGGCAUGAGAUGAGGGACCUCCCCGCCAGGGCGUGGGCUAUGCCAGACUGUGCCCCCAGCCCCACUCUGCUGCUCUCUGCCUACCCGUCCUCCACAUCAGCACCCUCAGCCCACGUAGGCAGCACCACCCAAAGCAGGAGCAUUAAUCAAUAAACCGAUCUGGGAGCUCC